Acinonyx jubatus (cheetah) is the source of this 1827-nucleotide messenger RNA. RefSeq names its product chromosome D1 C11orf87 homolog (gene CD1H11orf87). The coding region runs from base 815 to 1687 and encodes 290 amino acids. The record is from RefSeq and is a predicted model, not a curated record. Lineage: Eukaryota; Metazoa; Chordata; Mammalia; Carnivora; Felidae. The transcript is spliced from 3 exons.
GACCUGACUCCGCAGGAGCAAUCCAUCAAGCCUGGGAGCUGCAGGAGAAGGCCUCACCUGAGGACUGUGACCAAAGACCCUGGUGGGGGGUACCAGAGAGGGGGCUGGUGAUGUAUUUCAGGGGAGGCUGUUGGCUAAGAGUGGAGUCGGGAGCAAGGGGCGCAGGGCCACAUACCCUGCCUAAGUUAGUCUGAUGGCACCCCUCCCACAGCCCUUGCUCACGGUGGCAGGCCUGGGUACCACAAACCUCAGCCCUUGGCUUCCUCCACCUUCUGCCACAGCUUAUUGGCUCAGGAGUGCACACCUGAGCCAAGGAUGGUGCUCUGCAGUCUGACAAGUGGCUUUGGACAUGUGCGGGGGUGAGACCCUGUGCAGAGAUGAGCUGGUCAGUGGGAAGAGAACGAGGUCCUCCUUCUGGUGGGUCUCUUACAGGAACUGUAGGAUGGUGAUGAGGAGCCAGGUUUGUCUGGACACAGAAAUGCAGGCACCAGAAGCUGCUGAGAGAGAACAGAACAUUCUUCUUAUUUCCACGCAGCCAGAUUACAUCUAAGGACACUCCUGGCAUCUUUCUGACCCCUCACCCACUCACUUGGAGAGAAGGGGAAGUUGUUGACUGCCUGGAACCUCCCCUUGCCUCUGAUGCAGUCGUAGAUAAGAAAUUGAGCCACGGACUGGUUACCGACAUGCUCCAAGGAACACCUGUAGUAAGUGGUGGAAGCCACGUUUAAGCCCGAGAAUCUGCGUCACGAGAUGUGUUCACGGGAGAAGAGACUUCGGCGUGGAUUCCGGCUUUCAGAAUGCCCUGCGUGGGAGGAUGCACCUGGUGCCUUGGGAAAGGAAAAGGGCGCGAGGACUCGCGUUCCAGGCGGGGCCGGAGAGGAUCUCCUGCGCGCCGCUCGCCUCCCGGCCGGCUCGCUCGCCCGCCCGCGGUGGCCCCCUCGGCCCUUGGCUCGCGCGUCAUCCUCUCCCGCACCAGGGAGUAGUUUGGGGUGGCGUGGGCUCCGUCCUCCUCCUGGCUGGUGGGAACGGUGUGCCCGGGAGAGGAAGUGUGGUGGGCCCGGCCCCUCCCCGCCCAGUGCCGAUGAGUGCCAGGGCGCCCAAGGAGCUGAGGCUGGCGCUGCCGCCGUGUCUCCUCAACCGGACCUUUGCCUCCCCCAACGCCAGCGGCGGCGGCGGCAACGCGAGCGCCCGUGGCCCGGGUGCAGGCGGCAGCGGCGGCGGCACCUGCAUCACGCAGGUGGGACAGCAGCUCUUCCAGUCCUUCUCGUCCACGCUGGUGCUGAUUGUCCUGGUCACCCUCAUCUUCUGCCUCAUCGUGCUGUCCCUCUCCACCUUCCACAUCCACAAGCGGAGGAUGAAGAAGCGGAAGAUGCAGAGGGCUCAGGAGGAGUACGAGCGGGAUCACUGCAGCAGCAACCGCGGCGGCCGGGGGCUGCCCCCAGCGGCGAGCGGCCAGGCCCCCGCCCCUGCCAAAGAAACCCGGCUGGAGAGGCAGCCCCGGGACUUCGCCUUCUGCGCCCCCUCCGACGCCUCCUCUUCGUCUUCGGCCCCCGGCCUCCCGUGCCAGGGUGCCCGCGCUCCUCCUCCUCCUCCACCACCGGCCCCCAGUCCGCAAGGAGCACACGCGGCCUCCUCCUGUUUGGACACAGCUGGCGAGGGCCUUUUGCAAACGGUGGUACUGUCCUGAUUGUUGAGCCCCUCUCUCCUCUCCUCUCCCUCAUGUCCAGCAUCUUGGCCUUCCUUGCUUUUAUCCCCCUCCGCCCUUCCCCUCCCACUUUUCUCUGGUUUCUCUUCCCUCUUCCUUCCUUCCGUAUCUGCCCUCCCCUC